Molecule: messenger RNA, 1047 nt
Organism: Protopterus annectens (West African lungfish)
Lineage: Eukaryota; Metazoa; Chordata; Ceratodontiformes; Protopteridae
Product: T-box transcription factor TBX6-like
Exons: 6
Coding region: 1-1047 (348 amino acids)
Biological process (GO): cell fate specification; positive regulation of DNA-templated transcription; regulation of transcription by RNA polymerase II
Cellular component (GO): nucleus
Molecular function (GO): DNA-binding transcription factor activity, RNA polymerase II-specific; RNA polymerase II cis-regulatory region sequence-specific DNA binding
Source: RefSeq, a predicted model, not a curated record
AUGCCACUUUAUGGCAUUCCACAAUUCUCCGUCAUUUCCCCUGCUAUUAAUGAUAUAGGAAAUUUGUUAAGAGUGCAUAUUUCUGCUGUUAUUCUUGAUGAACGUGCAUGCCUUAUGGAUCAGGUUAUAGCUGAAAUCAUCCUUUUUCCAUCUGAGAAAUAUAACUGGAAUAAAACACUUGAUUCUACCAGGAAACCUCAAAGUCACUUGUCUGGUUGUCAUUCUGCUCAGCACAUGUCUUCAUCGGUAUUUCACAGUAGUUCAUCACAUAUAGGAUUUGUAGAUAACACAUCUGCUAUAACCAAUUGUCUUCCAGAUUUCGAAACUCCAGGUCAGCGGUUUGAUUCCCUCUUUCAAGCAUGUGAUGUUGCUGCACGCAUUCUGCCCACACCCCCUUUACCCCUGCCCACAUCCCACUUUACUUUUGGGCAGAGUCCAGCAUCAAGGGGUGGAGCCUGUCGGCUGCCGGCCACAGUAAACAUGACACUAGUAAACAAAGAGUUAUGGAACCAAUUUAAUGCCAUCUGCACAGAAAUGAUAAUCACAAAGAGGGGAAGACGUAUGUUCCCACAGUGCAUAGUGAGUGUCACAGGACUGGACCCUGACACAAAGUACAUCAUGAUAAUGGAUAUAGCACCUGUGGACAACUCCCGCUACAAAUGGCAAGAUGGGCGCUGGGAAGCCAGUGGCAUGGGGGAGCCCCGUCUACCUGAGCGAUUGUACAUUCACCUAGAUUCACCUGCCACUGGAUCACAUUGGAUGAGUAAGCCAAUUUCCUUCCACAAAGUCAAGCUGACCAACCAAACUCUUGACCAGCAGGGACACUUCAUUCUGCACUCCAUGCAUAAGUAUCAGCCACGGUUCUAUGUUGUCCAGACGAACGAUGCCUACAGCCAACGCUGGUCUGGAUGGGCCUCCUUCACCUUCCCAGAAACCACCUUUAUCACAGUCACUGCUUACCAGAAUGACAGGAUAACCCAGCUAAAGAUCGACACAAAUCCAUUUGCCAAGGGAUUCCGGGAGAAUGGCAUGAACAACAGGAAGUAA